CAAAGAUCUGUACAAGGACGUCAUGAUGGAGGAUCACCGGCCUCUCACAUCACCAGUUAAGGAAGAGAGAACAACAACCGAGAGAUGUCCCAGUCCUCUUCUUCCACAGAAUAAUUCAAAAGGACAUCACUAUGUCCCACAGGAGGAUCAAGUAGAUCGAUAUAACAUCAUGAUGGAGAAUCACCAACCCCUCACACCACCAGUUAAGGAAGAUAGAAGAACACCGGCGGGAUGUCCAUGUCCUCUUCUUCCACAGGAUGGUUCAGAAGAACAUCACAAUGUCCCACAGGAUGAUAAGCUUGUGAAUCCGGGUGAAGAUCUGAACAAUAUUAAUCCUACAGAGACCUAUGUGAGGGGUGAUGAGCAGAGUACAGAGGACAUUCCUGCAGAUAACCGCCCAGAGGACUGUACCAGGAACUUAGAGAAACAUCUGGUAUCUUCAGAUCUUGAAGUUGAUGAUCGUGGUAUCAUACAAGAUAUAUAUGAAGAGCAUGCCAAUAUCCAAGAUAUAUCUUCAUCCAAUCACGGCAAAAAUGUAUUAUUUGAUCCUUUUGAACAGGUCCAAUCUUCUGAUUCAUCACAGACUGUAACACAGAAUAAAAGUCACAGAAAAGGUGUUAAACAUCCAACAGCUCAUGUAAGAGAGAAGACUUUUUCAUGUUUAGAAUGUGGAAGAUUUUUUAGAUAUAAAUCAGAAUUAGUGAUACAUCAGAGAAAUCACACAGGGGAGAAGCCAUAUUCAUGUUCAGAAUGUGGGAAAUGUUUUAAGUAUAAACAAGGUCUUGUUGUACAUCAGAGAAUUCACACAGGAGAGAAUCCAUAUCCAUGUUCAGAAUGCGGUAAAUGUUUUAAGCAUAAAUCAGCUCUUGUUAUACAUGAGAGAAAUCACACCGGGGAGAAAGCAUUUCCAUGUUCAGAAUGCGGUAAAUGUUUUAAGCUUAAAUCAGCUCUUGUUUUCCAUCAGAAAGUUCACACAGGGGAGAAGAAGCCAUUUUCAUGUUCAGAAUGUGGGAAAUGUUUUCACGAUAAUUCACAUCUUGUUAUACAUCAAAGAAUUCACACAGAUGAGAAGCCAUUUUCAUGCUCAGAAUGUAGUAAAUGUUUUAAGUAUAAACAAGCUCUUGUUGUACAUCAGAGAAUUCACACAGGAGAGAAGCCAUAUCCAUGUUCAGAAUGCGAUGAAUGUUUUAAGUAUAAAUCAUCUCUUGUUUUCCAUCAGAGAGUUCACACAGGGGAGAAGCCAUUUUCAUGUUCAGAAUGUGGGAAAUGUUUUCACAAUAAUUCACAUCUUGUUAUACAUCAAAGAACUCACACAGGUGAGAAGCCAUUUUCAUGCUCAGAAUGUAGUAAAUGUUUUAAGUAUAAACAAGCUCUUGUUGUACAUCAGAGAAUUCACACAGGAGAGAAGUCAUAUCCAUGUUCAGAAUGCGGUGAAUGUUUUAAGUAUAAAUCAGCUCUUGUUUUUCAUCAGAGAGUUCACACAGGGGAGAAGCCAUUUUCAUGCUCAGAAUGUGGAAAAUGUUUUAGGCACAAAUCAAAUUUUGUUACACAUCAAAAAACUCACACAGGGGAGAAGCCAUUUUCAUGUUCAGAAUGUGGGAAAUGUUUUAACAAUAAUUCACAUCUUGUUUUACAUCAAAGAACUCACACAGGUGAGAAGCCAUUUUCAUGCUCAGAAUGUAGUAAAUGUUUUAAGUGUAAACAAGCUCUUGUUGUACAUCAGAGAAUUCACACAGGAGAGAAGCCAUUUCCAUGUUCAGAAUGCGGUAAAUGUUUUAAGCUUAAAUCAGCUCUUGUUUUCCAUCAGAAAGUCCACACAGGGGAGAAGAAGCCAUUUUCAUGUUCAGAAUGUGGGAAAUGUUUUUACGAUAAUUCACAUCUUGUUAUACAUCAAAGAACUCACACAGAUGACAAGCCAUUUUCAUGCUCAGAAUGUAGUAAAUGUUUUAAGUAUAAACAAGCUCUUGUUGUACAUCAGAGAAUUCACACAGGAGAGAAGCCAUAUCCAUGUUCAGAAUGCGAUGAAUGUUUUAAGUAUAAAUCAUCUCUUGUUUUCCAUCAGAGAGUUCACACAGGGGAGAAGCCAUUUUCAUGUUCAGAAUGUGGGAAAUGUUUUCACAAUAAUUCACAUCUUGUUAUACAUCUAAGAACUCACACAGGUGAGAAGCCAUUUUCAUGCUCAGAAUGUAGUAAAUGUUUUAAGUAUAAACAAGCUCUUGUUGUACAUCAGAGAAUUCACACAGGAGAGAAGCCAUAACCAUGUUCAGAAUGUGGUGAAUGUUUUAAGCAUAAAUCAGCUCUUGUUUUCCAUCAAAGAGUUCACACAGGGGAGAAGCCAUUUUCAUGCUCAGGAUGUGGAAAAUGUUUUAGGCAGAAAUCAGCUCUUGUUACACAUCAAAAAACUCAGAGAGAAGCCAUCUCCAUGCUUAGCCCUUUAGUGACCUCACUUACGUGUUUUUAUGGUAGUCAGUGUCGCUAACUGGCUUUAUUCCGUCAGACACUCUUUUUUUUUUUUUUACACAGCGAUAAAACAGAACCUUGCUUUGAGUUACCAGAGGUAGUUGAGGGCUUGGAGUGAUGAUUGGGACCACUGUGAGAGCUCCCCAAACACGUAUUGAAUGAAUACCGGUCAUCAAAUGACAGAUCCAAUUAAAAGUGAAAGUUUAUACUGUGUGUAGAUAUAUAUAUAUAUAUAUAUAUAUAUAUAUAUAUAUCCCCUCUAAACAAAAAUGAGAGAGGAAAUAAAAAAAAAAAGCUAUAGCGGCUGAUAUAAAGAGAUAACUAUCUACCUAUUCCAGCCCCAGUCUGUUCUACCUUUUUAUAAGUAUUUGUAAAAUUAAAAACAUCAAAUAUGAGCUUGUCAAGAAACCAUCAGCUCUUACUGGGUUUCAUCAGUGAUGUGCAAGUUCUCCCAACAAGUGAUCCAGGCAAGGAUUGCCUCAUUACAUAGAAGCCAUUACUCAUCCUCCUAAAGGAAUAUCAUCUUAGUCUGUACACCCUGACCAAAAUGUACCUGUAGAUAAACCCAACAAGUGGGGUCCCCGCCACCCCUGUAUUUGUAGAAGUCAUGUGGUUCACUCAUCUCAAAUGAAUUUACCAGUGGGGGAAUCCUUGGUUAUUUUCUUCUUUGUAUGUUCCCACCAGCUCUGGAUUGUUUAAGUUUUAUAAUUGAAGACUUGUUAUUAAAUAUUUGUAUUGGAUAUAUUGAAUUUUUAAUCAUUUUGUUUCCUAUGACUAUUUUCAUUCCUAUUAUUGUAUGGUGAUAUUG
Molecule: messenger RNA, 3268 nt
Organism: Bufo gargarizans (Asiatic toad)
Lineage: Eukaryota; Metazoa; Chordata; Amphibia; Anura; Bufonidae
Product: zinc finger protein 271-like
Exons: 5
Coding region: 23-2257 (744 amino acids)
Biological process (GO): regulation of transcription by RNA polymerase II
Molecular function (GO): RNA polymerase II cis-regulatory region sequence-specific DNA binding; DNA-binding transcription factor activity, RNA polymerase II-specific
Source: RefSeq, a predicted model, not a curated record